ACUCUGUGAGAAGAAAUGAGGGUACCACUGGCUGCGUAGGAGGCAAAACGGCGAGGCAAACAUCCCUGGGCCAAUUACUUGUGAAGUCCAUCCACUUGCAGUAUACCGCUCAGAAGCAGCAAUCACGAUGCGGAGCUUCCUGGAACAAGCCAGAAAUUCCAUAUCGAUGUCGCUGCAGUCACCGACGCCGCCAGCACCGCUUCCUCCGCCGGUGGACACUAUGCAUAACACACUAAAAAGAAUCAAUCUGGCGACGGCGGUCACCACAUUAACAGCGGGAAUUUGUUUGACAGCAGCGAUCUCUUUGACGAACGACUGCGAAAAUUUGAGAGCCGUGUCAAUGAUUCUGGCGUCACUCCUUGCUCUGAGUGGUAUGACCGCUAUCAUCAUGCGCAUCAAAGAACCUGCCAGUGUGAAUACCCAAAGCAAGAUCAUUAUACAUCCGUGGUCGAUAAAGGAGCUCGUUGAGGUGUCACUAAGCAGCGGGACUGUGACAAUUGGAUUCGCGGACAUUAUCCUGACAUAUUUGCAUCACAUAAUGUUGGCGGCCGUCUCCAUGAUGUCUUUGGUCGCACUUGCCAUGGCGAUCGCAUUUUCAGACUGCAGUGAGAGCAAUCCAUAUCUCUUUUGGGGGUUGACUGGAGCUUCUGCAGCAACGAUUUGUCUCUGCGCGACUUCAAAAGUCCUCAUCAUUCGCCAUUUGCCAUACGGUGCUAUGGAAUAUGCCACGAUAUAUUACACUAAUUUGCUGUCCGCGUUGGGUGCCGCCUGGGGGUACGCUAAAGGGGCGUUCACCUCGAAGAAGUAAAUCCCGAUGUUCCAAGACGACUGAGUAGGAAUUCAUCACCAAGACUUCAAUCGUCUGACCUGCCUAUAUUCCUUAACCGAGCUAACGGCACUGAAUGGAGCGGCACCCACUAUACACAGAGCUGGCCGACUACGGAGGAAAUUAUACUGCCGUUCAGCGGACCCCUAAUCAGUACUUUAUUUCUUCUUCUUCUGGAAGGCGACUCUCUUGUCUUUCUAUUCUGAAAUCAAGUUGAUUUGGAUCGAGCACGUUUUUGCCGUCAACACAUUGCGAUUCACCAUCGGCUUGUG
Messenger RNA from Toxoplasma gondii ME49, 1098 nucleotides. RefSeq lists its product as hypothetical. The record is from RefSeq and is a predicted model, not a curated record. The transcript is spliced from 11 exons. Lineage: Eukaryota; Apicomplexa; Conoidasida; Eucoccidiorida; Sarcocystidae. Bases 128 to 808 code for a protein of 226 amino acids.